Paraglomus occultum is the source of this 969-nucleotide messenger RNA. The record is from the annotation of a GenBank genome assembly. NCBI's taxonomy places the organism in Eukaryota, Fungi, Glomeromycota, Glomeromycetes, Paraglomerales, Paraglomeraceae.
AUGACGAUACACACAGAAUCCUUUUCAACGACUUUAGAGAGUCUUAGAUCAAAUCCUAAAGUAUAUCAAAAUUUAGAGACCCUUCUAACAAACGUUGGUGGCAAUGUAUCUCUUCACAAGCGAUUUCGCGCUUUGUUUACCUUAAAAAAUCUUUGUGACGAGAAGAGUAUUGAUAUUAUUGCUAAAGCAUUUACGGAUGAUUCUGCAUUACUUAAACAUGAAUUGGCUUACGUACUUGGUCAAAUGAAGAAUCCAUACGCUAAUGAUAUUCUUCGGAGUGUUUUAUCCGACAAAUCACAGGAUCCCAUGGUUCGACACGAAGCUGCUGAAGCGCUUGGUGCAAUCGGGGAUCUAUCAUCACUAGAUAUUCUGGGAGAACACCUUAAUGACGAAAAUCCCGUUAUACGCGAGACAUGUGAGCUAGCCAUUGCACGGAUAAACUACGAAAAUCAUCCCGACAAGAGAAAAGAACUCUCUUCCAUUGACAGUGUAUACACAUCAAUCGAUCCUGCUCCGCCGAAUACCGACAUUCAGUCAGUUUCCAGGCUGCAGGAAAUCUUACUGGACACAAGAUUAACCCUAUUCGAACGUUAUCGAUCAAUGUUUGCAUUGCGCAAUAUAGGUACCAAAGAAGCCGUGCUAGCAUUAAGCGAAGUGCUAUUACAUGACCCGUCGGCUUUAUUUAGACAUGAAGUUGCUUACGUUUUCGGUCAAAUGCAGAGCCCAGACAGUGUUCCGGCAUUACGCAGCGCCCUAGAAAAUAAAGAUGAAUUGUAUAUGGUACGUCAUGAAGCAGCAGAAGCAUUAGGAUCAAUUGCAACUUCAGAAUGUCUGCCGAUACUUCGGAAAUUUCGGCAAGAUGAUGAGCGAGUUGUCAAAGAAAGUUGUGAAGUAGCUUUAGAUAUGUAUAAGUACGAAAAUUCAGAUGAAUUCCAAUACGCUGAUGGGGCGCUUGGAAUCGUUGGCUAA